Messenger RNA from Amblyraja radiata (thorny skate), 2456 nucleotides. It is a transcript of the gene mfrp, whose product is annotated as membrane frizzled-related protein. Gene Ontology annotation, molecular function: protein binding; serine-type endopeptidase activity. NCBI's taxonomy places the organism in Eukaryota, Metazoa, Chordata, Chondrichthyes, Rajiformes, Rajidae. The transcript is spliced from 14 exons. Bases 169 to 1989 code for a protein of 606 amino acids. The record is from RefSeq and is a predicted model, not a curated record.
GGAACAUUUAUACUGUGGAUCUGAAUCUUGGAGUAUUUUUUAUCAUUCACUAUGUCGAACAUGUGGUGACGAGAACACGAAGACAGUUGAUACAGGAUUUAACAUGUUUGAAAACGUGAAAUUGCAUUAGUUUCUGAUUCUUGAUGCGGCUUCUGGAUUUCCUCAAACAUGUGGGAAAGAGUGGAGUUUAUAGAAAUCAAUCUGGAUGACCCCAAAAGAGAGGACAGUAAGACUGAUUUCAUUAACCCAGUGUUCCAGCCAGACUGUGGGAAUGAAGACCAUGGGGAACAGGGAGCUGCAAACUACCUGAAAACUAACCUGCAGAAUGAAUCGGUGCAUGGCUCCUGGGAAACACUCAUUGGAAGAGCUGGUGCAUGCCCAGGUCCAAUGUGGCUCAUAGCCAUAGGAUUGGCUGUAAUCUUGACGGUGACUAUCGGAGGGAGUUUGAUCACUUUCACCAUUCAACUGGUUAUUCAGAAAUCAACCAAUAAUCAUUCUGGGGAAGUGGUCAAUGUGCCCAACAAUGGGAACAAGACGUCCAUCAGUCUCUUUACAGCCUCUCCCUCUGCCACUGCUUCUAGCUCCGAGAACAUUGUCCCGGCCAUUCCUGGUUUUCCAGCAGCGACUGCGCCAUCCAGAACAUCAAUGCCAUCACCAUCAUGUGGUGGGGUCUUUCGAAACUCUGAGGGAUCGUUCUCCACCCCUCGCUACCCAGCACAAUACCCAGCGAACCUGAUGUGCAUUUGGUGGAUCUUGGCAGAACCGGGGCUCGUGAUCCAGUUUAAAGUCGACUCCCUAAACAUCGAGGGGCACUCACCUUGUCACUUUGACCGGCUGGAUCUUCAUGAAGAAGAGGGAAACGGGUUCGACACGCAUCAGUUAGCUAGGUUGUGCGGGAAUGUUGCGCCUCCUACUGUCAAUACCAACACCAGCCGGCUCAAAGUUUCCUUCGUAUCGGACGCUAGCGUUGGGGGACGGGGUUUUAUUGCGCGAUACUGGAUGAUCGCUCCAAGUGACAAAAGCUGUGCCUGGGAUGAGUUUCUGUGCGAUGGGGGCCGAUGUCUUUUUGCCAGUUUUAAUUGCAAUAAUUUCUAUGACUGCUUAGACGGGAGCGAUGAGGUGAAUUGUGCUCAGCAUCAUGAUUGCGGAGGGGUUCUGACUGCUUCGGAAGGAUCUCUGGCCACUCCCAAACACCCUGAGCAAUAUCCACACAGACAGAUGUGUGUGUGGCACAUCUCGGUAACUUGGGGUCAAGUGGUCCAGUUGAUGUUUCACAACUUCAGCCUGGAGUCUGCUGGAGACUGUCAAUAUGAUUUUGUGGAGGUGCAUGACCAAGCCAGCAGCAGUCCCAGCACACUCAUGGGCAGAUACUGUGGGGACUCCCUGCCUCCAAUACUGAUUUCCCCCCAACACGAGAUGUUGGUUAUAUUUGUAGCUGAUGAGGGUGAAUCAGAUGAGGGGUUCUUUGCCACCUAUCAGGCUGUCAACAAAAGCAAGGUGGCAUGCAGUCCUCAUGAGUUCAGCUGCAUAAAUGGGCAGUGUGAAGCGAUGCAGUGGGUGUGUGAUGGCUGGAACGACUGCUCAGAUGGGAGCGAUGAGAUGAACUGCACUAACGUCACACAUCUGCCUUAUGAAACUGCCUGUGAGAAAAUUGAAGUGGAGAUGUGUCAAGGACUCGGUUAUAAUGAAACUUCAUUCCCCAAUAUCUGGCUUGAGAUUCCAGAUCAGAGAAGUGCUAUUUCUACCCUGAAGGGUUACAAGCUCCUGACGGGCUUGGUUUGCUAUGAGAAUCUUCGCGUGCUGACUUGCAGUAUCUUUGUGCCCAAAUGCACAUGGGAUGGUGGUGUCAUGCCACCCUGUCAGUCUCUCUGCCUAUCUACUGAGAAACAAUGCCAACAUUCACUCGAGUCUCUGGGCAUCAUGUGGCCUUUUAACUGUAACAUUUUUCCAGAUUCUGAUGACCCCAUUGAAUGCGUGGGACCAAUCUAACCCACGGCCACAUCUGUCUUGGACCCAGAAAGAGAAAUUGUUUUAAUUGCAACUCACUAACAGCAGCAUUUGGGAGACUGCAUGAACAAGUUUUGUCAAAUGCUAACUAUGUAUUUCUUUGCUGAACUUGGACAAUUUUUUUAAGUCCCCCCCCCCCCACCCCCAAUCUGAAGUUUCAUUCCUUCUUUGCUGAGACAAAGUCGGCAUUCACGAGCUGAGUUGGUCUUGCAGUUGGAGAUGGGUGGAUGCAGGUCUGGAAUAUCACAGCUACUGUGAACACUUGUAUUGGAACAACGUUUGUUCCAAGGCAAGGCAAACUACAGCAAAAGAAUUUGCAGAGAACCAAUUAUUAUCUGAAAUAUGGUGUCUUCAUAACCACAACAUGUGUCCGUGAGAUGGAAAUUGUUUUAAAAACUCAUGCAAAUCUCGGGCUUCCCCUGGCGCUGAUACUCUAACAUGCACAAAGA